Spizellomyces punctatus DAOM BR117 is the source of this 1817-nucleotide messenger RNA. RefSeq lists its product as uncharacterized. Gene Ontology annotation, cellular component: cytoplasm. Lineage: Eukaryota; Fungi; Chytridiomycota; Chytridiomycetes; Spizellomycetales; Spizellomycetaceae. The coding region runs from base 12 to 1640 and encodes 542 amino acids. The transcript is spliced from 16 exons. The record is from RefSeq and is a predicted model, not a curated record. Gene Ontology annotation, biological process: mitochondrion distribution.
GAUCUGCCAAAAUGCCCAAGGAAAUCGUAACUCUGCAGCUAGGCCACACAGCUAAUUGGGUCGGAACACAUUUCUGGAAUAUUCAGGAAUCAUAUUUUCACUUCAACCCAGACGAUGAACCAGAAAUUCAACAUGAUGUUUUGUUCCGGGCCGGGAGCAACGUAUAUGGUGAAGAAACAUAUACCCCGCGGUUGAUCCUGUUCGAUCUGAAAGGUGGUCUGGGGACCUUGAAGAAAGUUAGUCCUCUAUACGAACCUUCAAACGAGAGCGCAUCCUACACCGCUGACACUUGGAGUGGCAAAGUUGAACGAUAUGCAGAAGAGCCGUACCCGAAAAACCAAUUCCUUCAUCAUCUGGACGAGCCCCCGCCAGAGACUACAAUACCACUCACUUACGCCGAUGAGCUUGAAAGAAAAGUGUCUGUAUGGUCAGAUUUCAACAAGCUUUAUUAUCAUCCCAAAAGUAUAGUCGAGAUACCCCACUACUUGCACGAGGACGACAGGAAUCCUUUUUCAACAUUCACCCAAGGUCUUGACAUUUUUUCGCAGCCUGACGUUAAGGAAGACGUCCUUGAUGAACGACUUCGCUUUUUUGUCGAAGAAUGCGAUUCGUUGCAGGGGUUUAACCUUGUGGCGGAUGCUGUAGACGGAUUUUCAGGCAUUACCGCCAGUCUGUUGGAAUAUCUUCGUGAUGAAUUUCCCAAGAAAGCUGCCAUAACUUUUGGAAUCCACAAGCCGCUUCCGCACGAAUACACUGAGAAAAGCCGAACCAUAUGUUCUAUCAAUUCAGCACUGCUUCUGGAGGCCGCCUGCCGAACAAGUUCCUUGUACAUUCCUAUGUUUCCACCUACGAGAAAUGAUCUUGAUCCCAAUGGAUGGUCUAAGUAUCUCAGCACAGAUUUUACCUCUAUAUAUCAUUGGAGUGCCUACCUGUCUACUGCCAUAGAGACCACACUACUCCCGGUUCGGGUAAAGGCGAAUCCGCUACAUAUGCUUGACAUGGCUGAUGUUGUCAGUGGCGGAAGCGCCCGUACAUUGGCGGCAUUAGCCUCUUCUCUUCCAUUUCCCAUGCCUAAGCAUGCACCUUUUACCACCGUGAUGAGCCCCCAAAAUUCAAGGAUACGAUGGAUGCGGGACUUGACUCAGCAGCUGCCAUAUGACUCGAUAGGAGACCAUUUCGGACACGUCGCCGUUUCACGAGGUGUAGCUGAGAUUGCAAAGUUUCAAAAUCACGAACAUCAACAAUGUCCGCCUACCAAAUCUCAAGUACAAGAGGCACUUGACAGGCUUUACAAUUCGCAGUCAGCAAUGGCUGGUGGCCGAAGCAUCGCGCUCGACCAGGCCAUGCCGGUCGCGGAAACUUUUCCUCAAUUUUUCACCGAGCAUGUUGAUAACAAUGGUCUUGUCGAUGAUCUGGCUGAGCGACCUAGCGGGGUUGUAACCCGAGUAGCUACAAUGACUCACCUACAAAUAUCACCUCAGCUGAAGAAAUUGAUCAUUGAUGCUGCUCGGACACUGACCAGAAUUUCAACACCUAUUGCUGUCUUAUAUGAGAAAGGGGAGCAUGGGAUAUCUGGAGAGGAUUGGCGGGCAAUGAGAGAGGCCAUUGAACAGCUGGCAGAGAAUUAUGAAGAAGAAUAAAGACUCGUGGUAUUGGCACAUUACCCCCACCAAUUGUAGAUGUCUGAAACCUUUAGCAUAGCCGCGGGCAAAUCUUUCUGACUCGAGCUGAGCAGUCAGUUCAUAUGUUAACUUUUGUAUUUGCUUUUUGUAUGAACGACAAAACAGAUCAAUCUUCUCCUGCUGGCACCUCCUCCU